AUCAGAUAUGGACGUAAGGGACUGGUAAAGAGUGCUAGAUCGAAGGCCAAGUGAAUCAAAGUUGCAAUAUUUUGAAAGGAAAAAACACAAAAAAAAACACAAUAUGUGUCGUGAUUGUGUGAAAGAAGAGCUCCCUGACAGGGGCAGAAUGUGUGUAGAGAAUGGAUCAUACUUGUGGAAUUAUGAAUGCUGCAAGGAAUGUGGUAAAAAAGAACCCAUUGAAAUUACCAACAGAACGGAAGAGGAUGAUAAUGAUGAGGAACUUGUUACUUAUAAACAUGUUUGUACGAUCUGUGGUCAUGUAAUAGCUGAACAUACUUAUACAUUUAGUGUUGAUGAAGAAUACCAGGCUUAUACCAUGACAUGUCUACUGUGUGGGAGGGGCUCUGAUCUUAUUAGAAUCAACAUUGAAACAUCUAUGCCUAAUGGAGUGUGCUAAACAAAAUAAUCUGGUCAUUGAGAUAUGGUCACCAGCUUUGUCAAGAAUCAAGGCAAUAUGUAUUUCAUGUAGUCUUAUGCAAUUCUCCACGAUAACCAAGAACAGRAAAUAAUCACACUUGAGAAAAAGUCUUUUAUUUACUGAUAAGAGAGUCUCAGUAGUACAGGAGUAAAGUUUAAUCAUAUUCAUCAGGCAGAUACCUACGCUAUACAAUAUUGGAUUUGCUAUUUGUACACGUGCAAGUUAUUUAAUGAUUCUAUAUUAUCAAGUUUAUAGAAGUACAUUCUAUAAAACUAACUAAUAUUCUUUUUACAGUGACUGAGAAAUGUAUUCAAUGGUUUUAAAAAUUAAAAAAGUUUUUUAAUGAAUAAGAAAAAUUAUGAUACUGACUGUAUAGAUCACCACAUUGUCCAUGUCAUAUACAUGUAUACACAUUUAUCACACUUUAAACUUAUCAAAAUACCACAUGAAUGCAAACAUUAAUCCUAAUGGCUUUUCUUUGGUUUCGUCAAAGACAAACUCUCUGCUUUUUUCAAGUGGUAAAUAAAACACUUCAAUUCUUUCUCCCUCAUUAAGAUUUCCUCCUCCAGCCCCAUCGAUAAUCAUGUCAUCUGUAACUUCUGCAUAAAAUGAUGUCUGUACUGAACCAGUACUUCCUACACCAGCUCGACAAGAUGUGAUCUUGUGAAUAUUUUCUUCAGGAACAUUGUAGCCACACUCCUCCAAUAGCUCCUGUUUCAUCAAUGAUUUUAGACUAAUGUUUUGAUCUACAAUCCCUGCACAGAGUUCAUAUGUUAUUCCAGCACUAGCAUCGGCUAGAGCUUUCAUUGAGGAAUCAUCUGCUUUGACAGAAACUGGAUUCGCACCUGAAUUCUUGUUGUGCAGUUUCCGGUUAACGUGCAUAUACACCGCUGUAACCAAAGAAAGAUGGUCAAAAUAAUGUAGGCUUUAGCAAAUGGAUUUAUUGUUUUGUCCAGUGUUUUGGAUAACACUUAAAAUUCAUAGCAGCAGCAAAUUAAAGUUAUAGACAUUUUAAGAAACAAGACUACAAUUUGGAAACAAGACAUGUUUUGGCAGUUCAUACUGCCAUCUUCAGUUGUGAAAGAAAUACAAUCAUUGAUACGUCUUUAUAAAUAAUGAUGUUAAAGAAAGACAAUACAUGGUGGAAUGUGUUCAUAAGGGUAAUAAUAAAUUUAAUAGCAUGUUUGACUU
This is a messenger RNA of Actinia tenebrosa (Australian red waratah sea anemone), 1651 nucleotides long. RefSeq names its product protein Churchill. NCBI's taxonomy places the organism in Eukaryota, Metazoa, Cnidaria, Anthozoa, Actiniaria, Actiniidae. Gene Ontology annotation, molecular function: zinc ion binding. Gene Ontology annotation, biological process: positive regulation of DNA-templated transcription; fibroblast growth factor receptor signaling pathway; multicellular organism development. The record is from RefSeq and is a predicted model, not a curated record.